Molecule: messenger RNA, 1704 nt
Organism: Indicator indicator
Lineage: Eukaryota; Metazoa; Chordata; Aves; Piciformes; Indicatoridae
Product: cytochrome P450 26C1
Exons: 6
Coding region: 1-1704 (567 amino acids)
Biological process (GO): sterol metabolic process
Molecular function (GO): iron ion binding; oxidoreductase activity, acting on paired donors, with incorporation or reduction of molecular oxygen; monooxygenase activity
Source: RefSeq, a predicted model, not a curated record
AUGCCGGCGAGGCUCUCCUGGCCCGAAGCGGCGGCACUGGCGCUGCUGACCCUGGCUCUGCUGGUCACUCUGUGCCGGCACCUGUGGGCGCUGCGCUGGAGCCUCAGCCGGGACCGUGCCUGUGCCCUGCCCCUGCCCAAGGGCUCCAUGGGCUGGCCCUUUUUCGGGGAGACCCUGCACUGGCUGCUCCAGGGCUCCCGCUUCCACAGCUCCCGGCGGGAGAGGUAUGGAAACGUCUUCAAGACCCACCUCCUGGGCCGGCCGGUGGUGCGGGUGACGGGCGCUGAGAACAUCCGCAAGAUCCUGCUGGGUGAGCACACACUAGUCCGCACGCAGUGGCCCCAGAGCACCCAGAUCAUCCUGGGCUCCCACACCCUUCUAGGCUCCACUGGUGACCUGCAUCGCCAGCGCCGCAAGAUCCUGGCCAGAGUGUUCAGCCGUGCUGCCCUGGAGAGCUACCUUCCACGGAUCCAGAAGGUUGUGAGCUGGGAGCUGCGGGGCUGGUGCAUGGAGCCGGGCUCCAUUGCAGUUUAUUCCUCAGCUAAAACCUUGACUUUCCGCAUUGUAGCUCAGAUUCUGCUGGGGCUCCGCCUGGAGGAAAAGCAGUUCAAGGAUCUGGCCAAAACUUUUGAACAGCUGGUGGAGAACCUCUUCUCCCUGCCCCUCAACAUACCCUUCAGUGGGCUGCGCAAGGGAAUCAAAGCACGGGACAUGCUGCAUGAGUUUAUGGAGAAGGCUAUACAGGAAAAGCUACAGAGAAACAACCCAGCAGAUCACAAUGAUGCUCUGGAUUUUAUAAUAAAUAGUGCCAAGGAGCAUGGCAAAGAAUUCACCAUGCAGGAGCUAAAGGAGUCAGCGAUCGAGCUCAUAUUUGCUGCUUUUUUCACUACGGCUAGUGCUAGCACCUCUCUGAUCCUCCUGCUACUGAAGCACCCUUCAGUGACUGAAAAAAUAAGGCAGGAGCUGGUUUCCCAUGAGCUGUACCAGCAGUGUGAGCACUGCUCUGCAGGAACCUGCCCAGACACCCCAACCACCCAGAGCAGAGACAGCAAGAAGCCACUUCUCGUCCCCAUGGCCAAAGGUGCUAGCAAGGACCAGACCCAGUUCUGGAGUCCAACAGAGCAAAGUCCCUCCCAGCCUCAUGCCCCACUGGAUCCCACUCUCCGCACUGGCCCCCAGCUCCAGGUGCCAUUGAGACAGAGCUGUUGCUGCCCCUCGGACAUCAGCCUGGAGAAGCUGAGCCGCCUGCGCUACCUGGACUGUGUGAUUAAGGAGGUGCUGCGGGUGCUGCCCCCUGUCUCCGGAGGCUACAGGACAGCACUGCAGACUUUUGAGCUGGAUGGCUACCAGAUCCCCAAAGGCUGGAGCGUCAUGUACAGCAUCCGUGACACACAUGAGACAGCUGCCAUCUACCAGAGCCCCACCAGUGCCUUUGACCCAGACCGCUUUGGAACCACCCAAACAGAGGCUGUGGGCCGCUUCCAUUACAUCCCUUUUGGCGGUGGGGCACGGAGCUGUAUUGGGAAGGAGCUGGCACAGGCCAUGCUCAAGCUGCUGGCCAUUGAGCUGGUCAGCACAGCCCGCUGGGAGCUGGCCACCCCUAGCUACCCUGCCAUGCAGACCGUGCCCAUUGUGCAUCCUGUUGAUGAUGGGCUGCAUCUCCACUUCCACCCCUUGCAGCCUGGUCACAGCAGCAAGGCCUGA